CCCGAGCGCUCGGCCCGGAUCGGCCCCUCGGCCCCGCCGCCCCCGGAGGCCUGGUGCGGCCGCGGCUCCGAGGCUCCGGCGGCUCCGGCGACGUUCCCCGCGAUCGCAGGCGGCGGGUCCGAGCCCCGCGACUCUUUUGGUAACCAUGGCAUCUGGAGAUGACAGUCCAAUCUUUGAAGAAGACGAAAGCCCUCCUUAUAGCCUGGAAAAGAUGUCAGAUCUUGUGGCUGUUUGGGAAGUUGCUUUAAGUGAUGGCAUCCAUAAGAUUGAAUUUGAACAUGGAACCACAUCAGGCAAACGUGUGGUAUAUGUGGAUGGGAAGGAGGAGAUAAGGAAAGAAUGGAUGUUCAAAUUAGUGGGCAAAGAGACUUUCUGUGUUGGAGCUGCACAGACCAAAGCCACCAUAAAAAUAGAUGCGGUCAGUGGUUUGGCUUAUGAAUAUACUCUGGAAAUUGAUGGUAAAAGUCUCAAGAAGUAUUUGGAGAACAGAUCGAAAACCACCAACACCUGGAUACUGCACUUGGAUGGGGAGGAUGUGCGAGUAGUGCUGGAGAAGGACACAAUGGACGUGUGGAGCAAUGGCAAAAAGAUGGAGACAGCAGGUGAGUUUGUAGAUGAUGGGACCGAAACUCACUUUCAAAUUGGGAACCAUGACUGCUGCAUCAAAGCUGUGAGCAGUGGCAAGAGAAGGGAAGGAAUCAUCCACACACUCAUCGUAGACAACAGAGAAGUCCCGGAGUUUCUGGAGUGAGUCCCUGCUAACCUAAUCUGAGGAAGUCAGGAUCAGGACUUGGAAAUUACUGUGGCGAUAAAAUGUGUUCGGUAUAGAAUUCUUGGUAGACUUAGUUGGCCAGGGUUUUAUUUUUUAAUUACUGGAAACUAAUGUUCCCAGAGCCAGGAGUGGGGGAAAAUUAUGUGAAUCAUAAAAAUUGCAAUUUAUUUUGUAUAUAGCAAAGAUAUUUUCGAAUCAAAUGAAAAACAAGAUGUGAACCAAAAUCACUUUUUUUGGGGGUGGGUCCACACCAACCGGGGUUCAGGGCUUACUCCUGGCUCUGCACUCAGGAAUCAUUCCUGGCAGACUCAGGGAACCAUAUGGGAUGCCAAGGAUCAAACUUGGGUCCCUCCUGGGUUGGCAGCAUGCAAGGCAAAUGCCCUACCACUGUGCUAUCUCUCUGGCCUCAAAAAUCACUAAUGUUUUACUAAGAGGCACU
Suncus etruscus (white-toothed pygmy shrew) is the source of this 1211-nucleotide messenger RNA. RefSeq names its product Fas apoptotic inhibitory molecule (gene FAIM). Gene Ontology annotation, biological process: canonical NF-kappaB signal transduction; positive regulation of neurogenesis; negative regulation of extrinsic apoptotic signaling pathway via death domain receptors. The transcript is spliced from 6 exons. The record is from RefSeq and is a predicted model, not a curated record. Bases 146 to 751 code for a protein of 201 amino acids. Lineage: Eukaryota; Metazoa; Chordata; Mammalia; Eulipotyphla; Soricidae.